GUCAGUCAGUCUGCCAGUUGCUUCCAAGCCAGCGGCCAUGUGCCCAAAGUACUAGCGUGGCCGUUUCUUAUUGUUCGCCGAGAGUUCACUCGCGUGUGUAAAAGUACACAGAAUUAGGCGGGGAUCAAUUGAGUACCUAGGUACUGACGAAGACGCGCCGCGUGUGUUAAUUUUUUUGGUGAUCCUCACCGUAGAACGUUGUCGGUUUGAGCUCGCGAUCGCGGAUCGUGUUCAAGUGAGACAGACGCCCGUCGUGUGCGAAGAGUUGACUCUUGAGACGUGAGUUGGUGGGCUGGGAGUUGUUCGUUCAGUUCACUAAGCUGGUCGUGAUUUUGCUCACCGAUUGUCACACGUUAAUACACUGCGAAUGUGUACGAAUGGUGGAUGUCGCGCUCGCUCGCUGGUUAUUGGUGACUGAUUUGCGUUGAAUAUCUGAGACUUGGGGUUUAAUUAUAAUCGGUGUUUGGUGGCGAGCGGAUCGUUUUCUUACUUCGGUGCCUUUGAGGCUAUUUUGUGCUCAGAAGACUCUUCAGAUAUUUUUGGGUUUGUUUUCAAAACCUUUCGUGUUAGUGGUGCUCAAGAGAGAUCGCAAUCGGGUUAUGUGAUCGAAAUUUGAAGAAGAUUUUUGGAAACAAGUGCAUAUUGUGAAGUGCUCAAUGGAAAGAUAAAUGAAGCGUUUUAUGUGAAUUGUGAAUUACAGAAUUUAACUGAAUACAAACGCUUGAUUGGCAGACCGCAAAAAAUUUUGGAUACUACAGCACCACUCAGUUCCUGCUAAUUCUUCAACUAUAAAACUCGGAAUUACGAAGCAUACAGCAAACGUGUACCAUUUUCUGUUUUAAUCGAAGGAAGCAAAAUUAAUUCCCCAGCAUCAUGGUAGGACAAAGAAUAGCAAACUCUUUACUCAAGAGAUCGGCAUUUUCAUCUGCAAUCAAUGUGCUACCAAACGAAGCCGCCGCCACAAUCGAUCCACCUCCGUUGGCCGACUAUCGGGGCCAUGUGAAACCGUACUCGGAUGUGCCGGGACCAAAGGAACUACCCCUGAUUGGGAACAGCUGGCGCUUUGCUCCCUUGAUUGGCCAGUACCGUAUCGAAGAUCUGGACAAAGUGAUGUGUGAUCUGCACCGACACUUUGGCAAAAUAGCCAAGGUCGGCGGCCUCAUCGGACACCCGGACCUGCUGUUCGUGUUCGAUGCCGAUUUGAUUCGAGACACAUUCAAAAAGGAGGAAGUCCAGCCACACCGCCCAGCGAUGCCGUCGCUUCGAAACUACAAGUCCAAGCUGCGGAAAGAUUUUUUCGGCGACAACAUGGGCCUGAUUGGAGUACAUGGUGAAAAGUGGGACGCCUUCCGUGCCCAGGUCCAGCAAGUGAUGCUGCAACCGACGACGGCGAAAAAAUACAUCGCACCUCUGGACGAAAUUUCCACCGACUUCAUGGCCAGAAUACACGAAAUGCGCGACGAGAACAAUGAACUGCCGGGCGAUUUCCUCCAUGAACUCUACAAGUGGGCGCUCGAGUCCAUCGGACGUGUUGCGCUGGACACCCGACUUGGCUGUGUUUCGAAAACGGGCAACGAGGAAUCGAAACGAAUCAUCGACUCAAUCAACACCUUUUUCUGGACCGUUGCCGAGGUUGAGCUGCGGAUGCCCAUCUGGAGGAUAUAUAAGACCAGUGCCUACAAAAAGUACCUCGGUGCAUUGGACACUUUCCGGGAGCUAUGCAUGCGACACAUCAACAUCGCGAUGGAAAAGAUGAACAAUAGCUCUGAAGUGAAAAGUGAAGAGCACAUUUCCAUAGUCGAACGAAUCCUGCAAAAGACCAACAACCCUAAAAUUGCCGCCGUGCUUGCAUUGGACUUGAUCAUGGUUGGCGUCGACACGACAUCCGUUGCGGCUACCUCGACCAUUUAUCAGCUGAGCCAGAACCCAGACAAGCAGGAAAUUUUGUUUAACGAAAUCAAACGCAGUCUACCGACGCCAGAUACCAAAUUCACCAUUUCGAUGCUGGAAACGAUGCCAUAUCUGCGAGCGUGCAUCAAAGAAACGCUGAGAAUGUAUCCGGUUGUAAUCGGAAACGGAAGGAGCCUUCAGUCGGAUGCCGUUAUCGGAGGAUAUCACAUUCCCAAGGGGACCCAUGUCAUCUUUCCCCAUCUGGUGGUAUCCAAUUUGGAAGAAUAUUUCCCAGAACCAGACCGUUUCCUACCCGAACGGUGGCUGAAACGAGGCGAGCUGAAAGAACACGCCGGAUGUCCCCACGCAGGUCAGAAAAUCCACCCCUACGUUAGUUUGCCCUUCGGUUACGGACGGCGAACCUGCAUUGGACGACGAUUUGCCGAAUGCGAGCUACAAAUUCUUUUGUCCAAGUUGUUCCGGCGGUACCAUGUGGAAUACAACUAUGAAAAGUUAACCUACAAGGUAAACCCCACCUAUAUCCCCGAUAAGCCUCUGAAGUUUAAACUGACCGAACGCACCGACUGACUGUAAGCUGGCGAUGUGCGUAAAAUACGGCUCAUGAAAGAAGCUGAAGGGUUAAAAUAGCUAUAAUAGCAUGUAAGGGUUCGUACCGGCAUGUCCGUGAACGAAUAUGCACACGACACGGGUACGGAGAAUGUAAUAAAAUAUUUAUGUACAUAAAUGUAUGGAAUAAAUUGAGAUAAGACUAACAUGUAGAUAACGAGA
Aedes aegypti (yellow fever mosquito) is the source of this 2679-nucleotide messenger RNA. RefSeq names its product probable cytochrome P450 49a1 (gene Cyp49a1). The coding region runs from base 874 to 2478 and encodes 534 amino acids. Gene Ontology annotation, molecular function: heme binding; monooxygenase activity; iron ion binding. The transcript is spliced from 11 exons. The record is from RefSeq and is a predicted model, not a curated record. NCBI's taxonomy places the organism in Eukaryota, Metazoa, Arthropoda, Insecta, Diptera, Culicidae.